ACGUGGCCGCUUCAGCUGACAGUCUACAUGAUGGCGACAGAGGUUCAGAGCGGCGACCUCGACAGUGCUACAUCUAGCCGGCUCGAAGUUUCCAUCGACGGCCUCACCCUCAGUCCUGACUCGGAGGGUGACCAGGGCCAGGUCGAAGAGCCGGUCACCGAAACCGCGGAGCCCCAAACCGAGACGCCGGGAGCCGUUGAGGGCGAAGAUGGAGAGACUGCUAAAUCUGCGUUAGAGAGGAAAUGGGGCUUUCCCUUACAAGAGCUGUACGGGAUGGCCCUGAAAUUUUUCAAAGAUAAAGAUGGCAAAGCUUUCCACCCGACCUAUGAGGAGAAGCUUCGACUGGUGGCUCUCCACAAACAGGUGCUGCUGGGCCCUUAUAAUCCAGAUGCUUCGCCAGAGGUCGGCUUCUUUGACGUCUUAGGCAAUGACCGCAGGAAAGAGUGGGCCUCCCUGGGUAACAUGGAGAAAGAGGAUGCCAUGGUGGAGUUUGUCCAACUACUUAAUAAGUGCUGUACCCUCUUUGCACCCUACGUCAUCUCACACAAGAUAGAGAGGGAGGAGCAGGAGAGGAAAAGGAAAGAGGAGGAGGAGCGCCAGAGGAGGGAAGAGGAGGAGAGGGAGCGACAAAGACAGGAGGAGGAGAGACGGAGGCUUGAGGAGGAGGAAAGGCUGAGGAGAGAGCAAGAGGAAAGGAGACAGGCAGAGGAGGAGAGGCUACGGGUUGAGCAGCAGAAACAACAAAUAAUGGCAGCACUGAAUGCUCAGACGGCAGUGCAGUUCCAACAGUAUGCUGCUCAGCAAUACCCAAACAGCCCAGAGCAACAGCUGGGCCUUAUUCGUCAACUCCAGGAACAGCAUUAUCAGCAGUACAUGCAGCAGCUCUACCAGGUUCAACUGGCGCAGCAGCAGGCCGCCCUGCAGAAACAGCAGCAGGCUGAUUGUAUGCAUGGGACUCUUGACUCCUGCAACUUCAACAGUGGUGAACAUGUAGCUGCCUCAGCAGCUGGGCCUUUAUGUGCAGCUUCAUCGCCUGCUGGUGGGGAAGCCCCUACAAUCAAUGGAGCCCAGUUAGAUUCGUUUUCUGAAAGCAUGGAGCGAGAGCCCGAGCCCGAGCCGGCAGAGGAAGUCUCAGAGAAUGGACCUUUAUUAGCUGACUCGCCACCAGUCAUAGCGGCUCCCUCCAUGUGGACACGGCCACAGAUCAAGGACUUCAAGGAGAAAAUCCGACAGGACGCAGACAGUGUGAUCACAGUGGGGCGUGGCGAGGUGGUGACGGUGCGGGUCCCCACCCACGAGGAGGGCGCCUACCUGUUCUGGGAGUUUGCCACGGACUAUUAUGACAUCGGCUUUGGAGUGUUGUUCGAGUGGACGGAUGCGGCCUCUGCUUCAGUCAGCGUGCAUGUGUCUGAAUCCAGUGACGAGGAUGAGGAUGAGGAAGGUGAACCUCCCAAUGAGGAGGAGAAAGCAAAGAAGGAAGCUGGGAAGCCCCAGGUGGAUGAGAUAGUGCCGGUGUACCGGCGAGACUGUCAUGAGGAGGUGUACGCUGGCAGCCACCAGUACCCCGGGCGUGGGGUCUACCUGCUCAAGUUUGACAACUCCUAUUCACUCUGGCGCUCCAAGAGUGUUUACUACAGAGUCUACUACACCAGAUAAGCCUGAAUACAGACACAGGGGAGCCAAGGAGUGUGUGUGUGUGUGUGUGUGUGCGUGCGUGUGUUAGUGAAGAUAUGUCUGUUGGCAGCCUGUAUGUGUGUGUGCUUGUGUGUGAAGAAUGUGACACCAGAUGCAUUCUGGAAAAACCCACCAGAGGGUGACAAAGAGGCACAUCUAGAGCCCUGAUCUGGAGAUGCGACUAAUAUGUUUGUACUUUAUGUGUAAGUGUGUCUCAAGAUACACCCCUGUCAUCAAGCCCUUGGAAGAGGAAGUGUGUAUUCCUGUUGUAUAUUCACCACCUGUCCUUGCUGCACUCACAUAUAGUAUUUUACCACUUUUCACCCUGGGCUCCUCUUAUGUCUCCACCUCAGCCCACCACUGUCCAACGUGGCCUUGUGGCUGCCUCCUGCCCUGAGUGAUGCUUUUUCAUAACCGUCAACGGAAACCAGGCAACUCCACUGCUCUGUGAGCCAAGUGUUUCCUGAUUGACGGUAAUGGUGGUUGUUAAUCCCAGGAGAACACAGACAUUGUUGAAAAUCAGAUUAUAUUGAAAAUGUGCUUCAAAACACUAUACCCAAGUUCAACAGAGAUCUAUUGGUCUUUGCCAAGUCUCGGUCACACUUUACAAACACCAGGGUAAGCACACUUAAUCGUCCUUUUUAGUUUUUAAACAGCAGUGCGUUAUUCUCUUUCCCAGCUACCAUAAGCAUAUAUGAAGGAUGAAGGGAUCAGUGUAGUGAAAGCAGUGCUCUUUCUGUCUUAUUACAGAAUCAGUGUGAAUUCCACCUUCGUUACUUGACACAAUUUGAACAACACUGUUUAUUUACUGCCAAAAUGUAUGAAGGACCGAUGAUAAGUCACCGCAGGAUUUAGGUAACACUCUAAAUGAAGUAACGGGUGUAAAUUGGGGGGAGUUUAAACUGACAUGUACAUGGGUAGAAGUAUGGCUGUGAGACUUCUGCUCAGUAACAGUUUAAAAAUAAAAUACAUCAUAAAUAUUUGUUCUCCCGCUCUACUAACAACAUUUUUUUGGUGUGAUGUGUCAUUUUAUUCCACCUUCACACCGUUACACCAUAAAGACGCUUCUUUAAAUCCUUAGUGGUCAAUUGCUAAUCAAUUCUUUUGCAGAAAAACAAACAGAAACACAGGAUUAUGACAGGUGUGUUGCUGUCUGGGGUUGUUUUAAAUCACUGUUUUUUUGUUGCUGUUCUCAGUUCUGAUGCACAAAUAACACCUAAUUAUAAAUGUUCGCUGUUUUGGAGGUCACGACACACUGUUACAUCUCUGCUGCGCUCAAAAAUGAAAAACUACAACACAAAUACAGUGCUGGGAUUUUGGUUAUGUUUUUAUUGUUUGUUUUUCUUCUUCCUGGAAUGAAUCAACUCUAAUUGUCACCUCAGAAAUUGUAUUGUGAAUGAACUAAGAUGAUGUAGAUUUAUAAAUGUCUUGGGUGACUUGGGUGGCUUCUUAUUAACUCAGUUAUGGCAUCUUAAUGUUUUCAACUUUCUUUUUUUUGUUUUCUUGCCAUACUUUAGAUUCAUUCUGUUCAGUUUCCCAUUGAACAUGCAUGUUUCUUGUAUGUACCACCCAGGUGCAUUAUGGGACAGUGCCGUAUCAACUGUGCCCUGUUUGACUCUGAGCAAUGGUUGUUGAAUGGGAAGUGUCUUCAGUGGGCAUCAGGCAUUUGGUGUCACUUUAUCACACUGUAUUUGUACAUUUUUUUUAAUGUAUGUAUGUAUGUAUGCAACCAAACUGAAAAGACGGAUAGAUGGAAUAUCUUUCAAGUUGGCUACUGUCCCUCGCUAAAUGUGUCAGGCUAUCAUAUUAUUUAAUUAGGCUGCUCAUGCGUCCUGUCUAUUCAGUAAAUUAUGUAAUAUAAUGCCACCGCAUUUGGCUUGACCAAACCGUAACGUUCAAGUAAGUUCCCAUCUUGUGAUGUUUGUUUUUACUUUUAUUUCUAAUUGCUCACCAAGAGGGUUUGAGUCGACCUGUUCAAGCCUUGUAUGUAAAUAAUUCUACAAAUGAGUUUAUGUAUGGGAUUUUACAUGUGGAAGAAGGCUAUUGUGAGAAUAAAUGCACUGUAAAAUAUGGUGAAUGAGAUGUAUGAAUUUCUAAGGCGAAUGAAAGUUCAGAAUUCAUACCACGUAUAAAACUAUAAGAGUGUAUUGUACAUGGCAGAGAGAGAGAAGCUCAUUGUUUUUUUUGUAUUGCUUUGACUUGUUUGGAUCUCUUCUGAGUUGCAAGAUCUUUUGGGGCAUAUAUUUAAUCUUGAUUAAACUUUUGUUCAUGUCCAGAA
Messenger RNA from Solea senegalensis (Senegalese sole), 3952 nucleotides. RefSeq names its product acyl-Coenzyme A binding domain containing 3 (gene acbd3). The record is from RefSeq and is a predicted model, not a curated record. Lineage: Eukaryota; Metazoa; Chordata; Actinopteri; Pleuronectiformes; Soleidae. Bases 28 to 1656 code for a protein of 542 amino acids. The transcript has 8 exons. Gene Ontology annotation, molecular function: fatty-acyl-CoA binding. Gene Ontology annotation, cellular component: Golgi membrane.